AUGCUUCGACACAUCACGAACCUUCAUCAGGUUUUCAGACGGCAGAUCUGCAGCAGCGUCCGGAGACAGCUGGAGAACAGUCCAGAAAAGCAGAAGAUCUUUCAGGAGGCCAAUGGAAUGCCAGUACAUCUGAAGGGAGGGCUCGGGGAUGCUGUUCUUUACAGAGCUACUAUGGGACUCACAGUGCUGGGAACAGCGUGUGUCAUAUAUGAGCUUGUAAAGGCAGCCGUCCCUCAGAAGAAAGCUUGAUUUCAACUUCUGCACUUGAAAUGUGAAGAUUUUUUUGAGUGUAUUUAUACUUUCUUUUGAAAAUCAAAUGGGACCAAAGUGAUCUGAUCAAAAUUAAAUAUGUAUCAUAAACUGA
Messenger RNA from Triplophysa dalaica, 364 nucleotides. Its product is annotated as cytochrome c oxidase subunit 7A2, mitochondrial. NCBI's taxonomy places the organism in Eukaryota, Metazoa, Chordata, Actinopteri, Cypriniformes, Nemacheilidae. The record is from RefSeq and is a predicted model, not a curated record. Gene Ontology annotation, biological process: mitochondrial respirasome assembly; mitochondrial electron transport, cytochrome c to oxygen; regulation of oxidative phosphorylation.